AGUCAGUUCUCAACAAUUUGGACAUUUUAUAUAUUUCUCUCCCCGCAGGAACUUUCCUCUUUUUACCAAACACACUCAUAAGGAAAGGCGGAGAGAAAUUAUGCUUUUUGCUGAUCUAUUACUUCGCCAAUUCUUCUUGCUGAAGCAAACAUCGAGAAAUUCUCCAUUUUCGUUGUAACCCAAAUCCCAUUUGCACGUAUAAAGGUUUGAUAGAACAGUAAUAUGAUUGAUUGAGUUACAUAGACUGGGAAAAAGGAGAGGAAUAAAGAGGCGCAUGCACCUUCUUCUGGUUAAUUUGUGCACCUGGAAAAUACAAAUAAUAAAGAGUAUCUGUAUCUGAGGAAGACAACUAGGAUGCGUAGGUGGCUGUGUUGUACAUGCCAAGUUGAGGAGCCUUACCAAUCAAAUGAAAAUGAGAUCCAUAAGAGUCCAAACAAUCAUGCUGAUGGGCAUCAAAGAGGCCCUAAGGUGCCAGCUCUUGUGAAGCCUGAAGUUCAGAAGGCAGCACCUGUUAUUGAGGUGCCUGCGCUGUCUCUCGAGGAACUGAAAGAGAAAACUGACAAUUUUGGAUCUAAGGCAUUAAUCGGUGAAGGAUCUUAUGGAAGAGUAUACUUAGCACAGUUAAAUGAUGGCAAGGAGGUGGCUGUCAAGAAGCUUGAUGUGUCAUCUGAGCCUGAUUCAAAUGUGGAGUUCUUGACUCAGGUUUCCAUGGUGUCGAGAUUGAAGCAUGAAAAUCUUGUAGAGUUGCUUGGCUACUGUGUAGAAGGCAAUCUUCGUGUCUUAGCUUAUGAGUUUGCAACUAUGGGAUCUCUACAUGACAUUUUACAUGGAAGGAAAGGAGUACAAGGUGCGCAGCCUGGUCCUGUACUUGACUGGAUGCAAAGGGUAAGAAUUGCUGUUGACGCUGCGAGGGGGCUGGAAUAUUUGCAUGAGAAGGUGCAGCCUUCAAUAAUACACAGAGAUAUCAGAUCCAGCAAUGUUCUUCUCUUUGAAGACUAUAAAGCCAAAAUAGCAGAUUUUAAUCUAUCAAAUCAAGCUCCUGACAUGGCUGCUCGCCUUCAUUCUACUCGAGUUCUGGGAACAUUUGGUUAUCAUGCACCAGAAUAUGCAAUGACGGGACAGUUGACGCAGAAGAGUGAUGUGUAUAGCUUUGGGGUGGUUCUGCUUGAGCUUCUGACAGGAAGGAAGCCUGUUGAUCAUACUAUGCCCCGUGGGCAACAGAGUCUUGUUACAUGGGCCACUCCAAGACUGAGCGAGGACAAAGUUAAACAAUGUGUAGAUCCAAAGCUUAAGGGAGAGUAUCCACCAAAGGGAGUUGCUAAGUUGGCUGCUGUUGCAGCAUUGUGCGUGCAGUACGAAGCUGAGUUUCGACCAAAUAUGAGCAUUGUUGUCAAGGCUCUACAGCCUCUCUUGAAGUCAACUGCUCCUGUUCCAGAGGUUUAGCGCCAAUAAAAUUGGAUACUCGUAAUGUUUGGAUUGCUGCAUGUUUUCCACAGUUUGGAUCAAUUUACGCUUGAAUUAUUUUAGUCGGGCCACAUUUAGUUUUUCAUUUUUUUUCCCAAGUUGAGACAUGUAGGAUUGGAUUCGGCUGCUGUGAUUCCUCUGUGUGGUUUGUUUUUGAGUCUCGACAUGUUUCAAUAUGGCAUUGAUGUGUUCCUAAAUCAUUUGCUUUUGUGUAUUUAAUUUAAUGAAUUUUGUCAUAGCUAUA
Messenger RNA from Olea europaea var. sylvestris, 1708 nucleotides. Its product is annotated as PTI1-like tyrosine-protein kinase 3. The transcript has 8 exons. Gene Ontology annotation, biological process: protein phosphorylation. Bases 355 to 1443 code for a protein of 362 amino acids. Lineage: Eukaryota; Viridiplantae; Streptophyta; Magnoliopsida; Lamiales; Oleaceae. The record is from RefSeq and is a predicted model, not a curated record. Gene Ontology annotation, molecular function: protein tyrosine kinase activity; ATP binding.